CUCGCCGCCGCGAUGUUGCCGAGCCAGGCCGGGGCCGGGAACGGCGCCCCCGCCGCGCUGGCCCGCGGCUCGGGGCUGGGCCGGUCGCCGGUGCCGCGUGGGGCGAACGGCGGCGGGGCGGCGGCGGGGGCGCCCGGGGGCUGCCUGAAACGGGAGACGCUGUACAGCGGCAGCGAGGGCGACUCGGAGUCUGCCGAGGAGGAGGAGCUGGGCGGCGAGCGGCGCGGCGUGAAGCGUGGCCUGGCCGAGGCGGCGGCGGCGGCGGCGGGGCCCGCGGCGGGAGCGGCGGCGGCGGCCGCCUACAGCGGCGGCGGGGGCGGCGGGGCCGUGAGCGGCGCCAAGCCCGGCAAGAAGACGCGGGGCCGGGUGAAGAUCAAGAUGGAGUUCAUCGACAACAAGCUGCGGCGCUACACCACCUUCAGCAAGAGGAAGACCGGCAUCAUGAAGAAGGCCUACGAGCUCUCCACGCUGACGGGCACCCAGGUGCUGCUGCUGGUGGCCAGCGAGACGGGCCACGUGUACACGUUUGCCACGCGGAAGCUGCAGCCCAUGAUCACCAGCGAGACGGGGAAGGCGCUGAUCCAGACGUGCCUCAACUCCCCGGACUCGCCGCCGCGCUCGGACCCCACCACCGACCAGCGCAUGAGCGCCACCGGCUUCGAGGAGACCGACCUCACCUACCAGGUGUCCGAGUCUGACAGCAGCGGGGAGACCAAGGACGCCCUGAAGCCCGCGUUCACCGUCACCAACCUGCCGGGAACGACGUCCAUCCCGACAGCCCCCACCACCUCCACCUCCAUGCAGGUCAGCAGCGGCCCGUCCUUCCCCAUCACCAACUACCUGGCGCCCGUGUCGGCCAGCAUCAGCCCCAGCGCCGUCACCAGCGCCAACGGCACCGUGCUCAAGACCACCGGGGCCAGCGCCGUCACGUCGGGGGGCCUCAUGCCCAUACCCACCGGCUUCACCCUCAUGUCAGGUGGCACCAUGGCUCAGCAGGUUCCAGUCCAGGCAAUCCAGGUGCACCAGGCACCGCAGCAAACGUCUCCCUCUAGUGACAGCAGCACUGACCUUACCCAGACCUCUUCCAGCGGAACAGAUAUUGUGACCCUCCCGGCGACCAUCAUGACGUCGUCCGUGCCAACCACCGUGGGCGGCCACAUGAUGUACCCCAGCCCGCACGCGGUGAUGUACGCGCCCACCUCCGGCCUGGCCGACGGCGGGCUCGCGGUGCUCAACGCCUUCCCGCAGGCGCCCUCGGCGAUGCAGGUGUCCCACGGCCAGGUGCAGGAUCAGGGUGGCGUUCCCCAAGUUUUCCUGACAGCCCCAUCAGGCACGGUUCAGAUCCCAGUCUCAGCUGUCCAGCUUCACCAGAUGGCUGUCAUCGGGCAGCAGAGCAGCAGUGGCAGCAGCCUGACGGAGCUGCAGGUGGUCAACCUGGACACCUCACACAGCGCCAAGAGUGACUGAGAGGCCUCUGCUGCUGGCCUUCUGUGUCUGGCUCGGCGCGCCGGUGUCGGGGCUGGCAGCAACUCCUUCUCGUACAGACUGCACCAGUUAUUUAUUGUUGCCUUUUCACGUUUCCUUCAUCCACACAUGCACACACACACACGCGCUCGCCCACCCCCACACACACAGGCACGCGCGUGGGGCCGCAGGGCCCGCGGGGUGGGGCCGCGCAGGGCUGGGGGCGUCGGAUGCUGCAAUAGCUGCGCUUGUCUCACGCCAGCCAAAGAAACUUGUCUCUCGAGGGGAGGAUUGCUCUGCACUGUAAAUAAAUACCGCAGGCCAUUCCCAGCUGGAGGCUCUGGCUCCCUCUGGGCGCUCCGAGUCGCCUUGCCCACGAGUUGUGACUCCGCGCGGGGCUCGGCUCGGACCCGGAGCCGUGGUGCAGGAGCAGCUUGGAGCAGAGCGGGUUGUGGCUGUGCUGCUGGCCUCAGCAAUGUGCCUUUGUGGGGUGACGGGUCCUGGCCGCAGCCGCUCCCCCUGGGCUCCGGACGGCACGGGGGGCCAGCGGGCACGUGCAUCUGUGGGCCCGCGUGCCCUCUCCCCGGAGGGCAGGGCGCAGGCAGGGCCUGCCCUCCCGUAUGCACUACAGUGAGCCCUCAGUGCCUCCCCGGGGCUGCCUGGCACGUCCCCAGCCCGCCUGGCCCUGCCCCGUGGCCGCCCUUGCACAGCGAGGGGGUCGAGAGGUGCCCAGGAACACAAAGAUGCCCGGAGGGCUCCGGGGGCCCUGUGCUCUGCUCGGCCCCGCGCUCAGCCCUCGCACUGCUUCUGGACUCCCUGCACCCAGGGGAACGUGGCUGGGUCUGCCCUGCAUCCCCCUGCAGCUCCAGCCAGCGCUUUCUGAAUUUCUGUGUCUGAUGCAAGGUGGAGAGACAAAUGUCAAAGGGAAGAGCCCACAGGGCGCUGAGCUGCCGGGCAGGCCGCAGGCUCUUCCCCGAGCGCCAGGGUAACCUACGGGCUGUCCUGGGCUGGGGGGAGCAGCUGUGAUGCCUGUACGGGCUCAGCAAGGCCGGGGAGAAGGGCUGGGGCGUGCUUGGUCCUGCAUGGGAGUUGCUGUGAAUGGCUCUGCUACCUAGCCCUGUCCCUGGAGGGAGAGUGAGCAAGUGAGAGAAGCUGCUGAAUCCUUAGGGGAAGAAGCAGCUACUGUAACUUUUUUUUUUUUUUAAGUUAAAGACAAAAGAAGCCUUGGAGAAAAAAAAAAAAGAAAAAAAGAAAAAAAAGAAAAUUACUUUAUUUUUCUAAGUGUUAAACUCAGUAUUUAUGUAAUUCUUUAAGGAAUAAAAGUUUGGCUCCUGUA
This is a messenger RNA of Prinia subflava (tawny-flanked prinia), 2800 nucleotides long. It is a transcript of the gene SRF, whose product is annotated as serum response factor. The transcript has 7 exons. Gene Ontology annotation, biological process: positive regulation of transcription by RNA polymerase II. Lineage: Eukaryota; Metazoa; Chordata; Aves; Passeriformes; Cisticolidae. Gene Ontology annotation, molecular function: DNA-binding transcription factor activity, RNA polymerase II-specific; protein dimerization activity; serum response element binding. The coding region runs from base 13 to 1467 and encodes 484 amino acids. The record is from RefSeq and is a predicted model, not a curated record.